Messenger RNA from Daphnia magna, 2523 nucleotides. RefSeq names its product ionotropic receptor 93a. Gene Ontology annotation, molecular function: glutamate-gated receptor activity. The transcript has 11 exons. Gene Ontology annotation, cellular component: membrane. The record is from RefSeq and is a predicted model, not a curated record. Bases 913 to 2373 code for a protein of 486 amino acids. Lineage: Eukaryota; Metazoa; Arthropoda; Branchiopoda; Diplostraca; Daphniidae.
UCCGAUUACGUCACAGUGAAAGGGUUCCGGCAAGCAUUUUGGUCAGUUAUGUAUCAACGGGCAUGGUUAAUGAUCACAAAAGUAGAUAACUGUGCAAGGGUAAAACAAAUAUAUAGGAAACAGUCUUGGUCGAAAAUGGGUGUUUCUCUACAUGCUCUGUAUCAGUGAUUGAACCACUACCAUGAGUGACAGAUGAACCAUUGGUGGUGUAUUAAGAUUGUACCGUCUUGUAAUUUGUGCAAAAAAGGACUUUGCUUCGAUGAGAAUUACAACAGGUAAUAACUUGAGUGACAAUUAGUUAGACUGGUUGAAAUCCAUGUUGAAAUCCCACAUUGUUAUCGUGCAGUGACUCUUGUAGAAAGCUAGAAAUGGCCUGAACAUUACAAGCCUUACGGCAUUGGCUUUGUCUGCUCUUAUAAAGACUAUACUGUAUAUGUAAACAAUGGUGGCUGAUGGAAAUGACGCCUUAACUCACAGUUCCGACGUAGGUGUAGAUUAAGGCAGUGUGGAAGCGGUUUCACCAACGAGACACGUGUUCCUCAUCGUGAACAUCAUCAUGAAUCGGCUUACGAAGCUCAACAUCAUCCUCAUCAUUCUUGUGAUCAACAGUCCAUCUCGGUUGAACCGGUUGCCCCCGUCCACGAGGGCCAGUCGUCCGUUCCUUUUCUCGAUGCACAUCAAGUUGGUCUCUCAUCCGAUGUUCAAUAUCUUCAGCAAUACGAUUCCAGAGGACAUGAUUUUUUCACAAAACUUUAGUGGGACACGCCCAUACACGCCUAGUUGACAGUUUGUUUGCCAAACGUUUCCAAGGUAUCACAGCACAAAUCAUCAGUGAUAAGUUGGCCGUCUCAUGUCAAGAAAGAACCAUUGCUUCUCGGAUGACAGCCGUGUUAUUCCUUCCAAGGAAACGCAAUGAAUGCAAUCGGGUUCAGCAGCUUGCUCGUCGUAGUGCAGAUAAUCUGCAUUAGCAGUUCCACCCAUCUUAACGGAAAAAACUUUGUCGUUGGAUUACAAAGUUCACCGGUUCAUCUCUAUCUAACGAGAAAUGCAUCCGGACACGUCGUGGAAAUGCAGGGCGUGGCAGUGAAAACUCUUGCUGCUCUGUCGCAGCGAUUCAACUUCACGUAUUCUAUUCUACAGGUUAAUGAUACACGUCUAGAAAAACAAAGUAACGCGUUAUUAGGCUUGUAUUACUACAUGAAACAGGCCAAAUGUGAUUUGGUUAUUGGGGCCAUAGGAAUGACGGUGGGGCGUUACACCGUUAUGGAUUUCGUAGAAGGAUACGCUUACACAUCCAUCGCUAUUAUGAUUCCCAUGCCGCAGGAGUUACAGAAUGUGGAUGCUGCACUCUUACCUUUUCAGUUUUCAGUUUGGAUUGCAUUAGUUGUGAUAAUGCCUAUAACAGCUGUAGCAAUUUACUAUUUCUCUCGCCCUUUAAAUUUCAAAAAGCCAGCUGACGAGAGUGUGACCAUCGCUGGUUCACCAGAAAAAGGAGUUUGUUCUGAAACUAACUCCAAAAUAAGCAAAGCUUUAUUUCAAAUUUUUCGCGUUCUUAUGAGCCAAGGAGGAAGCUUUCGAAUAAUACGGCCGGCUCUCUAUUUUGUUGUUGGCUCUUGGUGUCUGGGUGCAAUGGUACUUAUUAGUGCUUACAACAGUAUAUUAACUUCUUACAUCUUGGGAUCAAACGCAAAGCCUUUGGUUGAUUCUGCUUUGGAUGUUGUCGGGAAUUCAAAUGUCAAUAUUGCGGUUAACAAAGGGAACGGAGUAGAUCUUUUCCUAUCGGCUGCCGAAGUCGGAUUUUACAAACAAGCUGGCGACAAAGUGCGUGCUAAUCCAAAAUCCCGCUGUAAGACAACGGGUGAUUGCGUUGACCUCGUGAAAUUGGGAUCUUACGCCUACCUGAAUUCAAUGUUUACGGCUAUAGACAUCAUCAAUGAAGACUACCAGGCUACCGGAGUAUGCCACCUCGCCAUUGCUAGACAAUCCGAAGCUAUGCCAGGUUCAUUGGCUUGGGUGCUUCCUAAGAAUAUUCCCUACUCCAGGAUCUUCAGUGUGGGAUUUAUGGAGUUGCACGAAGCUGGAUUGAUCGAUCAUUGGACUGAAUGGGAACUCAUGAAAUAUAAAAAUGCAACUUAUUGUUUGCAAGAGGCUCUCAAAAGGCAACAACGUAAAGCAGCGUCAAAGAAGGAAACAAAGAUCACCUUAAAAAAUUUCUCUGGACCAUUUGAUCUUUUAAUUCUCGGCUAUCUCAUUUCAUUCAUUUUGUUCGUUCGCGAAAUUGUUCAUUUUAAAGUAAGCAAUUAUUGCAAAAAAAGGUCAAGUCAGAAAAUUACGACGGAGGAGAACAAAGACGUCGGCGGAAACGGUAAAUAAAACCGUUGAAAAAAGCGCAGUUGAAGCGAGCAGUAAACUGGCCUCGAUAGUAUUUAUUGAUGAUUUUAAGUUAUUUUCUUUCUUUUAUGGUAAGGUUCGGCAUAUCUACAGAUCCUCUGAAUUUAGCGGCUAUACACUAUUUUUUCCUUA